UUCAAAGGCGGUCUAGGGGGUGGCUAACCUGGAAGGGCAUUUGAGAAAGGAACCAUUCCUUCUAUUAGAAUCUUUCAUUGAUCCCUCGUCAUCCUACUCACAUAGAGCUGAUUUUAGAGGAAGACGAACUCCUGGUUGAGAGUGCUACAUUUUGGGUGGGGCAUGUCUUCGGAGAUGUUGAGGCAACCGAAUAGGGCAGGGAGGUCUGAGGAACUUGUACUACAGAUGACAUAAAUAGCAAAGAAGACAUAGGUGACUCUAGGCCAUGGGUCAUGACUGGCCCCAUGAGUGAGUGCAGCUGGUCCUGAGAGGCAGCAGAUGCCCCUAGGUGCAGAAGAAGGCUGGAGCCCAAGCGGGGCGGUGGCCUAGAAUGCUCCUCGAAGCACUAUUUCCUCCUUGCCGCAAGAGGGCGCUGCGUCCAAGGCGCCUAGAGGAAGAAGUAAAGCAAGUCCACGUUGGCUCCGACGCCUGCGUACAGACACCCGCGUCGGCUUUGGCUCCUCUCUUUCUCUGCCAGAGGCACAGAUUGGACCCACGGGCGGGGCGUGAUGGUAGUCGGUACCGGAACCUCCUUGGCGCUGUCCUCCCUCCUAUCCCUGCUGCUCUUCGCUGGCAUGCAGAUAUACAGCCGCCAGCUGGCCUCCACCGAGUGGCUCACUAUUCAGGGGGGCCUGCUGGGCUCCGGCCUUUUCGUCUUCUCCCUGACUGCCUUCAAUAAUCUCGAGAAUCUGGUCUUUGGUAAAGGUUUCCAAGCAAAGAUCUUCCCAGAGAUCCUCCUCUGCUUGCUGUUGGCGCUCUUUGCAUCUGGCCUCAUCCACCGCGUCUGUGUCACCACCUGCUUCAUCUUCUCCAUGGUUGGCCUGUACUACAUCAACAAGAUCUCCUCCACUCUGUACCAGGCAACAGCGCCAGUCCUCACACCAGCCAAAGCCACGGGCAAGGGCAAGAAGAGAAACUAACCCCGAGUGACGAAUAAAGUUGAUUCUUUGUA
This is a messenger RNA of Myodes glareolus (Bank vole), 991 nucleotides long. RefSeq names its product keratinocyte associated protein 2 (gene Krtcap2). The record is from RefSeq and is a predicted model, not a curated record. Lineage: Eukaryota; Metazoa; Chordata; Mammalia; Rodentia; Cricetidae. Gene Ontology annotation, biological process: protein N-linked glycosylation.